Molecule: messenger RNA, 5818 nt
Organism: Mercenaria mercenaria
Lineage: Eukaryota; Metazoa; Mollusca; Bivalvia; Venerida; Veneridae
Product: toll-like receptor 4
Exons: 2
Coding region: 612-2801 (729 amino acids)
Biological process (GO): toll-like receptor signaling pathway; inflammatory response; immune response
Cellular component (GO): membrane
Molecular function (GO): protein binding; transmembrane signaling receptor activity
Source: RefSeq, a predicted model, not a curated record
UCAUUUUACUAUUUUUGUAAGGGUAUAACAUUUUCAUUAUUAUGAUACCGGCAAAUCUUUUUUCUUCGCAAAAUCAAAACCUCGGGAUUCCACUAUACGAUAUAUACAUUAUAUCAUUUUUGUAUGAGUGGUAUUAAUAUUUUCUUCCUUAUAACAGCUUGUGGUAGCACAUGAUAAAUGUAAGUCAUUUAUAUACAUUUUAUGGACUUCUUCAAAUAUGGGCUUGAGUUUUUUUAAUAAAAUCAUACUAGCUCAUUUUGAUUUCUUUUGUGAUUUGUCACAUAAUUACAACAGAAUUAUGCUUCCAAAAAGCAGUGUUGAAACAUAUCUUUAAUAGUUUAUUAGAUAAAGUAAAAAUGGGGUGUAGUGCGCUAAGUGUAUAUGCAAAGAAAUGACAAAAAAUUGGAUUGUAGUGUACUGAUUUGAAAGAAGAAAACGACUAUAAUUGAUAUUUAACAAAAUAAAAUUUGUCGUUUAGGUACACACAAUAUGGACUGACCAAUUUUACAAAUUGAAAUGAUAAACAACGACAAAUGGGUCCAUCUUAACGGAAUAUACAAUUGUGAGUUACCCAACCGGCUGGAUAGGAAAAAGUAGAGAGUCACGACAACAUGGUGUCUAAAAUGUUGUUUUUCUUCAUUCUUUUGAUGAUGCGUGAGUGUAUCAGCAGUGCUAUGAGUGCGCAAGGGAAUUGUACAGUAGCUAAUGAAAUAAUGACAUGUGAACAUACGUUUCCAACCAAAAUCCAAUUAAACGUAACAACUGUUGUCAUAAAAGAUUACCGAGAACAAAACAUAGUCAAUACGACUUUCACUGAUACAAGCUGGAGUAAAGUAACCUCACUUGACAUUACUGUGAACGAAGAAACAUAUUUCGAACUAAUUAAAAACAAUUUCGUUCAACUCAAAAUGAAACUGACCAUUCUUGGAAUUCACGCUCCAAGGUUAACAGUCAUUAACAGGCAUUCAUUUCGAAAGCUUAUCCAUCUCCGAACUUUAGAUUUGUCCCACAGCGUGUAUAUCAACGAAGACGAAUUGAUAGCAUCUAUUCUGGAUAGCAAGCUGAGGCUUACUGCAUUGAAUCUUAGUUAUAUAUCUUCGGGUCGACCGCUUCACAUAGACCAGAACUUUCUGCAGAUGAUUGCAGAAUCGAAAACGGAACAACUGCGUUUAAGCGGAUCUAAUCUGAUACUAAAGGGACCUUUAGAUGUUACAAACUUAAAAUUCGAAUUAAGUUACUUCAAUAUUUCUAACACAUCCAUGGCUGUCUCAGAUUUAAAACAUUCAAGCGAAGUAAAAGCAAUGGCACAUUUUCUUGAAAAUUUAAAAGAUCUUGAUAUAUCUUAUAUGAAAUCCAGAUUCCUUGAAAUCGAUUAUGGAUUUUUGCAGAGCAAAAGUGAAGUUCAAAACUGUAAUGGAUAUUCUUAUUUCGAAAUGAUCAGCAAAGCACAAAAUUUAUUUUUAAAUGGAAUCUGGUCAACAAAUUUCUACGGUAACAAUUCUCUCGUUGAUUUGUCUGCUUGUAUUAUAAAUGUGAAAUCCCUACAUCUUAAGAGAAAUAAUAUGGUCUAUCUAAACGUUACAAUUAAAUGGCCAAAAGAAAAUGACUUUAAAACAAUCGAUUUGUCACAAAACGGUAUGGAGUACCUGAAUCCGGACUUCUUUAUUGGACUGACGUCCUUAGAAUUCAUUGACCUUGCUGGAAACAAACUAAGUUUCAUGGAAAGGUCAAAAGAAUUUUCGGCUUUGUUUGCAAAUUUUCAAGACUUACGACACUGCAACAUGUCACACAAUAAAUUAACUUUUAUUCCAAAACACAUGUUCAAAAAUAAUGCGAGAAUUGUCGAACUUGAUCUUUCGAGUAAUGAUUUGACAUCAGUAAAUUUUGACCUUGAGCAGUUAACUGACAUACGACUGCUGUCGCUAAAGAAUAAUAGAUUUAAAUUUCUGAAUGAGAGAGAUUUCACAAAACUAGACUUCUUGAUGCAGUUGCGAAAUAAUGUGAUUAAUAUUGACAUUACCGGAAACCCGCUAGAAUGCUCGUGCAAGUCAACAAAAUUUUUGAAAUGGAUAUCUUCAAAGCUGCAGCCAUGUACAAAUCACUUUUACCAGUGUCAACUUGAAGGCCAAACAUAUUCGAUAGAUGAAACUGUUAUUGAAGAAGCUAAAUAUUUGUGUAUAAGGACUGCGAUAAUUAUAACUUGGACAUGUGUUACCGUUGCUAUCAUAAUUGUUAUUGUGUCUAUGGCAGUUUUCCUAUAUUUAAGGGUUAAGAGAAAUAAGCGAAAACAAGCAAAGGAAACUUUCUUACGUGGCCUUGGUGAAGGUAUAUUGUCACAAAAAUAUCUGUGUUUUCUUUCCUUCUCGAGCAAUGAGGAUAAUGAUUUGAUAACUGAACUCGGUCGUUCUAUAGAUGAGACUCUAAAGACAUUAACAGGAAUACCAGAGCGCAGUCUUGUGUGUAUAGGAGAUUUAGAUUUUCGUCCUGGGUACCCUGUCGUUGAAGAGAUAUUCCGCAUGGUGAAUCAAAGUUAUGUUAUGGUGUGUUUAGUAUCAAAGGAAUUUUGUGCCAGCAAGUGGUGUGACCUGGAAUUGAAAAUUGCUAACGAAAAUAAUAAACCCAUCAUUUUAAUUUUUAAAGAGGAAGUGCAAAGAAGCGAAAUGACAACGUUGCUACAUAAUAUUUUCAAUACGAAAAUCAGAGCAAAACUUAUUAUAGAAGAAGGGGAAUAUCGUUUGAUACCAGGAUACGAUAUACUGUGUGAAUCUAUACUUGAACUUGCUCUUAACAGUUUCGCCUAGCUUGGGGACCAUGGAUCCCAUUAACUUUUCAUUUAAGAGAAAUGAUAACAAAAAUAAAUCUAAGUAUGAGGUGACUUUCAAACUGUAAUAUCUCCGAAUUACUAUAUAAAUAGAUACGUGUAUAAAGAGUUUAUCAUUGUCAGGAAUCGACAGUACAACCGCCAAGUUUAAAGUAUAAAAAUGUAUUCUAACACGACAUGAUUAUUUUUGCCUUUUAAUAACAAAAAGAAAAAAUGAAAAAAACAAACAAAAAAAAAAAAAGAAGAAAAAAAAAAAAAAAAAAAAAAAAAAAAAAAAAAAAAAAAAAAAAAAAAAAAACAAUAAAAAACAAUAAAAAACAAAAAUAAAUGGUGAAACUUAAUUAAUAGUUAUCUCUACAACAACAGUUUCUGUUUUAAUAUAGUUAGCUAUAUACAGAAUGCAGGAGGGUAAUUUUGAAUUGUCUGUAACGUAUGAAUCAACCGUUUUCUAACCGUAGAACAACGAGUGAAAGGAGUUCGCUGACAUACAACGCUAAUAUUUCUCCCUCGCAAUAUGUUUUGACAUCUAUCAGGGAGCCAGAUAUCUACCAUUGCCGAUCAUCUAUUGGCAAUAAGCAAGAUAAAUUAUUAUUGUUACAUAGUGACAUCAGAAAAUUGUUCAAACAUUUUACGCAAGCUAAAAUGUACUAAAUAAAAUGCUCGCGUCUAUUGACUCAACUUGCUCCCCCACCCCCACGCCCCCUGCCGACACCUCUACAUAUUCAACUAAAUUUUGGAAAAGUGGAAUUCCAGAUACAUUAGAACACUUUAUCAACUUGUGUCUAAAUGACUGAAUAAAUAUACCCUCUAAGAAAACUACUGCUUAAUUUGCUAUUAUAAACUCUCAAUACGAAAAUGCAAUGACAUGACUACCUUGAUGCAACAAGGCUGAAUCAAGGCACGUCUACGUACUGGUGACAUUUAUAGGAAUUAUAAAUUCAACUCAUUUAAAACUCUAAACGUGGUCGGUCACGAGAUGAAAGAAAGUCGUGACAACUACCCGAAACACCGAGUGUUAAUUAUAAAUUUUAAGAUAGGAAAUAUAUAAUCUGGCAACAUGAUAAACAAGAUGAUUCAAUAAUUUGAAAAAUGAAUUAUCGCAUACAAUUUUCACAAUAGCCAUAGUGAAAUCUUAGACGUCUCAAUUAUUUAAACAAGUUAAUCGAGCUUAGUGAAAGAGCCAAGACAAGAUAGAAAUAACGAUAGCUCAUUUAUGAAAAACAUCCAAAUUGUCCGAUACGUAAGCAGAAAUUAAAGUUCAUUUCAACUUAAAAAAACAUCAGUGGCAGCUUAAUCAUAUAAUUAUAUAAUAAAAAUGAAGGUGGUUUCUAACUGAUUGCAAUGAGAAAACAACUGUUUAUUCAGCGGAUUGAUGUAAGGCUCGUUGUUGACUGUGUACCUACUUCAUAAUUUAUAUGUAUUCUGCCUUCAUAUUAUUGAGGUUGUUUCUAAUUGAUUGCAAUAAGAAAACAUUUGUUAGCGUAUUUAGGGAUGGAUGUUAGAUUCAUAGUUGAUUGUGUAUCUUCUUCAUAACGUUCAUGUACUAGUAUUCUACAUUUAUAUACGUAUUUCAUUUGUUAUAUACUAGUAUUGAAUAUAAGCAUAUUUGAUAUAGGACUGUUUACACCCCAAAAGAAGUGACUACUCCGUGUUACAUCUGAAGUGUGAAGUAGCCCAAAAUGUAGUUACAUGUUAUUAGUGAGAGUCAUUAUGGAUGUGGCAGUUGUAUUUUUUGGCUUAUUGUUAUAGCUUAUCGUAUUGUAAAAAGACCUAUACUAUUUUAAUUGUGAAUUUCCAGGUUUAAGUUUUAUUCAUUGCGGCAUUGUCUACAUACGCGUAACUGCUAAACGGCAAGUUUCAUGGGCGCAUUUUCAAAUAGUGACGAUUUCAGAACAGUUUAUUUUUCUGAUAGUGUAACAUAAUAUCUAAAUACUUUAUAUAUAUAUAUAUAUAUAUAUUUGGUAAAAUGACCUGUAAUACUAAAGUGCCUAUAUAUGGUUUUCAUAUCAUUGAAAUGCUCUGAAAUACUGAAAAUCAGAUCUCAAGAUUUCAUUUAUUCAUAUGAAAUAAAGAAGAAACUGAAUUGGUAUAAGAAAACCUAUACAUGUAUUUCGCAAGUUAAAAAUGUUAUAAAUCUAAACUGCGAAAAUAUUUAAGUUCAUAAACAAAGAAAAAUGGAAGCAAUUUUUGAUAUAGAAUAUAACUUUAUGUCAUUGGUUGAAGAUGCAAAUGUAGAUGUUCGGUUGGAGGAACUCAAAUAUUUUCGGCAUUUUGAUUUAUAAUAAUCUAUCAGCCGCCAUUUCUAUUUGCUUUUCGUUUGUCAAUUUUUGAAUUUUACGAGCGGCUAUGUCUCGAUAAACAACAGUACAUACUACCAACAGUUACUAGUACUUAAGUACCUUUACUACAUUUUUGUCUGUGCUCAGCCACAAGCGCCUUAGUGUGUUACCUUUCUCAGUACAGACAAUUUGAAUGUUUUGCUACGUUCUUCAUUAACUGCUGUCUUAAUGUUUUACAAAUAGUUUUAGGCAGUAAAUAAGAUGAGAAGAAAUACCAAAAUUGUACUUUUUAAGUUCUUAAACUAUACUUGUCAUAUUUUUCAAUACACUAUUCAGUAUUUGUCUAUGUUAAAUACGCGAUUCAUGUAUUCAUGACUGUUAUUAUUUGUUUGUUGACAAUUUGUUUAGAAACUUUAUAAGGUAAUUACAUGAAAAAAUAAAAUUGUCCUUUAUAUGUAAUGAAACGUUCUUUGUAAAUCCUUUGGUGUUUGUGAUGGUCAUCUUUUUAAACUGAAAUCGGACAUCAAAAUGAAAUUAAAAUCAAGGUUAUAUCAAAAGCAUGUAUACCUGACAAAGUCAUAUGUUUUAGAUGAUAGUAUUACGUAAAACUUUGCCUUGUUUAAUUGCUGUAGGUUACCGAAAUGUCUUUUUUUCUUUUUAAUGUACGAUAUUCGAUCUUCCUUCUGACACAACUGAAAAAUAAACAACGAAAAACGUU